AUGGCGUCUGGUGUGACAGUGUCGGACGCGUGCAAAACAACCUACGAGGAGAUCAAAAAGGACAAAAAACACCGCUACGUAGUUUUCUACAUUCGUGAUGAGAAACAGAUCGAUGUAGAGACUGUUGGCGAGCGUAACGCCGAGUACGAUCAGUUCCUCGAGGAUUUGCAGAAAGGCGGCACUGGAGAGUGCAGAUAUGGUCUGUUCGACUUUGAAUACACGCACCAGUGUCAAGGCACGUCGGAGGCUAGCAAGAAACAGAAGUUGUUCCUCAUGUCGUGGUGCCCGGACACCGCUAAGGUCAAGAAGAAGAUGUUGUACUCUAGCUCCUUUGACGCCCUGAAGAAGUCGCUAGUCGGCGUACAGAAGUACAUACAAGCGACUGAUCUCUCUGAAUCCUCGCAAGAAGCUGUCGAGGAAAAACUACGCGCCACCGAUCGUCAA
Molecule: messenger RNA, 444 nt
Organism: Brenthis ino (lesser marbled fritillary)
Lineage: Eukaryota; Metazoa; Arthropoda; Insecta; Lepidoptera; Nymphalidae
Source: the annotation of a GenBank genome assembly